AUGACGAAUACCGCGAGGCCAUCGCCACAUAGUGCUAUCAUACUUUAUGGCCAGACUCGGCCAAGGUCAAACGAAAAACCAGACAGAGUUGACGCUGCAGUAGACAGUCCGGGAGCGCUGAGAGCUGAAACCACUGAAUCACUCCCAAGCACUGUAUUCGGAUGGGGAAAUGCUACUAUCCAUACUGUGACAAGUCUUGCUGAUGAUGUUUUAGAGGCGUUUGCACAAGCUCCCUAUGUUCAGAUCAUAGCAGGCCUCGUUCAACAAAUUCUCAAGCAUUUUGAAGUACCAAUACCGUUUCCCUGA
This is a messenger RNA of Psilocybe cubensis, 306 nucleotides long. RefSeq lists its product as uncharacterized. The transcript has a single exon. The record is from RefSeq and is a predicted model, not a curated record. Bases 1 to 306 code for a protein of 101 amino acids. NCBI's taxonomy places the organism in Eukaryota, Fungi, Basidiomycota, Agaricomycetes, Agaricales, Agrocybaceae.